AUGUCGUGCUACACUCGCCGUCCGCACCAAAACGCUUCCCCGAAGUCUCGACCGAUUCGUCAGAAGUUGCAGUUCACGUGCAGCGACGGAGAGGACGAGCCCAUCGAGGACGUCAACAACAGCACCGGGGGCGAGUCCGGCUUCACGGAGAUGGACUCCCCGAUGCCAGCCCGGAGCGACGCCUCGGACACGCGGCUGGAAGGCGGCAGCAGCCCCCUCAACCAGUCGGACGACGUGGAGCUGUGGGACGAGGAGGACUUGGGCUCUCCGGCGUCCCACCAGCGCUCCCCGAGCAGCGUGAUCUUCGCCAACUGUUCUCCGUCUCCUAAGAAGGCGUCGCGGCUGUACGCGGGGUCUCCGGAGCGGAGCUUUCUCCAGGAGGAGGACGGGGAAGGGUCCAGCUCCCCGAUCCCGGACUGUCCUGACACACCUCCCCACAAAACCUUCAGAAAACUCAGACUGUUCGACACACCACACACACCAAAGAGUUUACUGUCAAAGGCCCGGGGUUCUGGAACGGGAUCCUCCAGCAGGAGAGUUGCUCUCUUCAAGAAUGUAGAGUCCCCGCGAAAGUCUGUCACAGACAGCGGCAGGAAACGGCAGAUCCCCCUGGUGAACUUCAACCCCUUCACUCCUGACUCCAUCCUCAUUCAGUCUGCAACACAACAGAGAAACAACAGGAAGAGGGCGCACUGGAAUGACUCAUGUGGAGAAGACAUGGAGGCAAGUGAUGGGGAAGGAGAGGAUGAAGUCCUUCCACCAUCUAAGAGGGUCACCAUUAUGGAGAGCAACAUGAUGUCCCGCUACACCUCGGAGUUUCUUGAGCUGGAGAAAAUCGGCGCUGGGGAGUUUGGCGCUGUGUUUAAGUGUGUGAAAAGGCUUGAUGGCUGCAUCUAUGCUAUUAAGAGGUCGAAGAAACCCUUGGCAGGAUCAGUGGACGAGCAGAACGCUUUGCGAGAGGUGUAUGCCCAUGCUGUGCUUGGCCAACAUCCUCAUGUGGUGCGGUACUAUUCAGCCUGGGCUGAGGAUGACCACAUGCUCAUCCAGAAUGAGUACUGCAACGGCGGCACGCUGUCUGACGUCAUCACAGAAAACUACAGACAGCUCACGUAUUUGUCUGAGCUGCAGCUGAAGGAUCUGCUGCUGCAAGUCUCCCGUGGCCUCAAAUACAUCCACUCCAUGUCCCUGGUGCACAUGGACAUAAAACCCAGCAACAUCUUCAUUUCUCGAAAAUCCGUAGCGAGCUGUGAUGAAUCUGAUGAAGAUGAUGGAGUAACGACUAGUGUCAUCUACAAGAUUGGUGAUCUCGGUCAUGUGACGAGAGUGAACAACCCUCAGGUAGAAGAGGGAGACAGUAGAUAUUUGGCCAAUGAAGUCCUACAAGAGGACUACAGGAACUUAACAAAGGCAGACAUCUUUGCUUUGGCUCUCACCAUCAUAAGUGCCUCGGGGGCUGAGCCUCUACCCACUAACGGAGAAAAAUGGCAUGAAAUCAGACGAGGCAAACUGCCUUCCAUCCCACAAGUGCUUUCUCCUGAGUUCCUCAGCUUGCUCAAGCUGAUGAUCCACACUGACCCAAGCAGGCGGCCGUCGGCCUCGGACCUAAUAAAGCACCCGGUACUUUUGACGGCUGCCAGAAUGAGCGCAGACCAGCUCAGAGUUGAGCUCAACGCAGAGAAGUUCAAGAACGCGCUGCUUCAAAAAGAGCUGAAGAAAGCCCAGCUGGCCAGAGCAGCUGCUGAGGAGAAGGUUCUGUCCACCGAUAGGGUCCUGACCCGCUCCACAGUCCAGUCCAACCCCAAAACUUCAAGGCUCAUUGGAAAAAAGAUGAAUCGGUCGGUCAGCCUUACGAUCUACUGA
Messenger RNA from Nematolebias whitei (Rio pearlfish), 1860 nucleotides. RefSeq names its product WEE1 G2 checkpoint kinase (gene wee1). Gene Ontology annotation, cellular component: nucleus. The record is from RefSeq and is a predicted model, not a curated record. Gene Ontology annotation, biological process: mitotic cell cycle; protein phosphorylation. Lineage: Eukaryota; Metazoa; Chordata; Actinopteri; Cyprinodontiformes; Rivulidae. Gene Ontology annotation, molecular function: non-membrane spanning protein tyrosine kinase activity; ATP binding; magnesium ion binding. Bases 1 to 1860 code for a protein of 619 amino acids. The transcript is spliced from 10 exons.